This is a messenger RNA of Oryza brachyantha (malo sina), 1911 nucleotides long. RefSeq names its product threonine synthase, chloroplastic-like. Gene Ontology annotation, biological process: L-cysteine biosynthetic process. The record is from RefSeq and is a predicted model, not a curated record. Bases 76 to 1650 code for a protein of 524 amino acids. The transcript has a single exon. Gene Ontology annotation, cellular component: cytoplasm. NCBI's taxonomy places the organism in Eukaryota, Viridiplantae, Streptophyta, Magnoliopsida, Poales, Poaceae. Gene Ontology annotation, molecular function: pyridoxal phosphate binding; threonine synthase activity.
CACUAAAACCCUCUCCUCCCUCUCAUCUCUCGCUCCUCCCACUCGCAGCCGCCGCCGCCAACUUUCCCCACCACCAUGGCGGCCGCCACCCACGCCGCCUCCCUCUCCUCCCUCCUCUCCCACACCCACUCCGCCGCGCCUACCCCCAACCACCCCCUCCGACUCCGCCCCCGCCCCGCCUCCCACCGCGUCCGCUGCGCGACCGACGCCGCCGCCGCCGCAGGCACGAAGCACCGGCGCGCGGCCGAUGAGAACAUCCGCGAGGAGGCGGCGCGGCACCGCGCCCCGAACCACAACUUCUCUGCGUGGUACGCGCCCUUCCCCCCGGCGCCCAACGGCGACCCCGACGAGCGCUACUCCCUGGACGAGAUCGUCUACCGCUCCAGCUCGGGGGGGCUCCUCGACGUGCGCCACGACAUGGACGCGCUCGCCCGCUUCCCGGGCUCCUACUGGCGCGACCUCUUCGACUCCCGCGUCGGCCGCACCACCUGGCCCUUCGGCUCCGGCGUCUGGUCCAAGAAGGAGUUCGUCCUCCCCGAGAUCGACUCCGACCACAUCGUCUCCCUCUUCGAGGGCAACUCCAACCUCUUCUGGGCGGAGCGCCUCGGCCGCGACCACCUCGCCGGGAUGAACGACCUCUGGGUUAAGCACUGCGGCAUCUCCCACACCGGGUCCUUCAAGGACCUUGGCAUGACCGUGCUCGUCAGCCAGGUGAACCGCCUCCGCCGCGCACCGCUCUCCCGCCCCAUCGCCGGCGUUGGGUGCGCGUCCACGGGGGACACCUCCGCCGCGCUCUCGGCGUACUGCGCCGCUGCUGGGAUCCCGGCCAUUGUGUUCCUCCCGGCCAACCGCAUCUCGCUCGAGCAGCUCAUCCAGCCGAUUGCCAAUGGUGCCACCGUUCUCUCGCUCGACACAGAUUUUGAUGGCUGCAUGCGGCUCAUCAGGGAGGUGACUGCCGAGCUGCCAAUUUACCUUGCCAAUUCACUCAAUUCCCUCCGGCUCGAGGGCCAGAAGACGGCUGCAAUUGAGAUACUCCAGCAGUUCGAUUGGGAGGUGCCGGAUUGGGUCAUUGUUCCAGGAGGCAAUCUUGGUAACAUAUAUGCCUUCUACAAGGGAUUCGAGAUGUGCCGUGUUCUUGGGCUUGUUGAUCGUGUGCCGCGGCUUGUCUGCGCACAGGCUGCCAAUGCAAACCCACUAUACCGGUACUACAAAUCAGGAUGGACAGAGUUCACGCCACAAGUGGCUGAGCCGACAUUUGCAUCGGCAAUUCAGAUUGGCGACCCGGUAUCUGUCGAUCGUGCAGUGGUUGCACUCAAGGCGACUGAUGGCAUCGUUGAGGAGGCGACAGAAGAGGAGCUCAUGAAUGCCAUGUCGCUGGCUGAUCGCACUGGCAUGUUUGCUUGCCCACAUACUGGGGUUGCACUCGCAGCGUUGUUCAAGCUGCGUGACCAGCGUAUCAUCGGGCCAAAUGAUCGCACGGUAGUCGUCAGCACAGCGCAUGGUCUGAAGUUCUCGCAGUCCAAGAUCGACUACCAUGAUAGCAAGAUCGAAGAUAUGGCCUGCAAAUACGCGAAUCCUCCGGUCAGCGUGAAGGCUGACUUCGGUGCUGUCAUGGACGUCCUCAAGAAGAGGCUCAAGGGUAAGCUCUAAAGCUGUGUGUUCAGCUAACCUCCCUUCCAAUCGGUUAAUGGAUGCCAAGUUGUCUUCUGCAUCAAAUUCGAAUGCGGUGGGUGACUGUGGACCGAUGAUUCGUCGAUUUGUAUUAGUAUUGUAGUAGGUCCUGAAUCUGAAGACUUGAGAGACAUCUCUUGUAGUGCCUGGUGUUGUGUGUGGGUAAUAAGCGACUGCCUUGUUGUUUGAAACUCUGAAUAAUCAGAUUAUCUAGUCCAAUUACUCCGAUCUGUUUCUGCU